Messenger RNA from Crotalus tigris (Tiger rattlesnake), 3890 nucleotides. It is a transcript of the gene TRIM41, whose product is annotated as tripartite motif containing 41. Gene Ontology annotation, molecular function: protein binding; zinc ion binding. The transcript is spliced from 7 exons. NCBI's taxonomy places the organism in Eukaryota, Metazoa, Chordata, Lepidosauria, Squamata, Viperidae. Bases 1 to 2298 code for a protein of 765 amino acids. The record is from RefSeq and is a predicted model, not a curated record.
AUGGUGAGAGGAGCCACCGGCGGUCUAGAACGCCUCUCGGGCUUUCCCUUUCGGUUCCGGUGUGAGGGUGCAAGGGGAGGUGAUAGUUUCGUAGAGUUGGGUCGGGGGACUGUCAGCCUGGCCCCGGCAGUUGCCACCCUUGAGGGCGAGCGAGGAGGCGGGCGCGAGCUCUUUGGGAGCAGGGAGGGGACUCGCGGGACCGGCAGAUCCCGGGGUUUGGGCGGGCGGGGAGGAGCUGCGGGAGCAGAAGAGAAGCGAGCGGCUGCCGUCUUCUCCCGGGAAUCUUUCGGGAGGGAACUUUUCGGCGGCGAGCAAGCAGGAAAGGGAAGCCCUGGGAGGGCCGAGGAAGACAUUUGGCCUGUCGGCGGCGUGUCUAGUCGGCUGGGGUGUGGAAAAAUUGGGAGUCUCAUGGCAGCAGCAGUAGCUGCGGGGAGCUCCGGAGGUCCGCUGAACCCUGUUGCGACCCUGCACGAGGAAGCCGUCUGUGCCAUCUGCCUGGAUUACUUCACAGACCCGGUGUCCAUUGGAUGUGGCCACAACUUUUGCCGUGUGUGCAUCACUCAGCUUUGGGGUUCGGGUGAAGAAGAAGGUGAUGACCUGGGAGCCUCUGGCUCAGAGGGGGAUGCUGAUGACGGGGGGAUAGAUGACCUGGGGCCUGAAGAAGAUGGGGAUUACGACAACGACCUGGAGGACAACGAUUACUUAGGAGAUGGAGAUAUGGGUGAUGAGGAUGAAGACGACGUGUCCAGGGAUGAGUACGAUGAUGAAGAAGAUGACGAUGUCUGGGAUGAUGAUGACAGAGAGUACUGGGACCAGGAAAUAUGGGAUGCUUCUAUGGGGAGUGAUUUAUUUUUUGAUAAUUAUGAUGAGGAUGAGGAAGUAAUGGAUGAAGAGCCAGAAGAAAUGGCAGAAUAUACUGUGCCGGCAACACCACCUACUCCACAACGGCAGUCUUUUACUUGUCCUCAGUGCCGCAAAACUUUUCCUCAUCGCAAUUUCCGGCCCAAUCUUCAGCUGGCCAAUAUGGUGCAGAUCAUCCGUCAGAUGCAUCCACAACCACUGAAGCCUAUGAUAACGUCCAAUGACGUAGUGGACAUGGCGGCAGCAGGAAAUUCAUCAGGGGUGCCAUCUACUUUAGCUGCAAGUCAUGCUCCAAGAGUCCUAUGUGAGAAACACCAGGAGCCACUUAAGCUCUUUUGUGAGGCAGAUGAAGAGCCCAUCUGUGUAGUGUGCAGAGAGUCACGAGCCCAUAAACACCACAGUGUUAUGCCACUAGAGGAAGUUGUGCAAGAAUAUAAGGCUAAACUCCAGGGUCACUUGGAUCCAUUGAAAAGGAAACUGGAGUCAGUUCUCCAGCAGAGGUCAAGCGAAGAGGAGAAAAUAACAGAUAUCAAGAACAAGAUGAAACUUGAUAUGAAAGAGUUUGAGUCCGACUUUGAGCGGCUGCAUCAGUUCCUGGUUGGAGAGCAAGCCAUGCUGCUUCACCAGCUGGAAGACCGCUAUGAGAUACUACUGGCCACCCAGAGUAGCAACAUCUCUCACCUGGAGGAGCAAGGUGCUGCACUAACCCGUCUUAUUGCAGAAGCCGAAGACAAGAGCAAGCAAGACGGUCUGCAGCUGCUCAAGGAUUUCAAAGGCACUUUAGUCAGGUGUGAGAAUAUCACAUUCCAAGAUCCAGAGAUGGUGCCAGUGGACACAGGAAAAAAAUACCGCAAUUACUUCCUUAUAGAUGUUUUAAUGAGGAAGAUGGAGAAGGUCUUUACCAAAGCCCCUCAAGCUGAUUUGACUCUGGACCCUGAAACAGCUCACCCACGGCUCACUCUUUCCUCCGACUUCCGCAGCGUCCGACUUGGGGAGCGCUGGCGGGAUCUGCCGGAUAACCCCAAACGCUUUGAUUCUGACUACUGUGUUUUGGCCUUGCAGGGCUUUGCGUAUGGUCGCCACUACUGGGAAGUGGAGGUGGGUGGCCGGCGAGGGUGGGCUGUGGGGGCAGCCCGCGAAUCGGCCCGACGAAAAGAGAAAUCCUGCAGUGGUUCCCACCAGAAGCGGGAGAUCUGGUGUGUAGGAACCAACGGUAAGAAGUACCAGGCUUUGACUACCACUGAGCAGACCUCCCUCUGUCCAGCUGAGAAAUUGCGGCGCUUUUGUGUCUACCUGGACUACGAACGAGGCCAGCUAGGAUUCUACAAUGCUGAAAACAUGGCUCAUAUUCACACCUUCAACGCUUCGUUUCGCGAGCGCAUCUUCCCCUUCUUCCGCAUUCUUUCUAAGGGGACCCGCAUAAAGAUCUGCAAUUGAUGCCAUUGUGGCUGUUGCACAUAGCUGAAUUUAUCCCUUGAGGCCUCUGCUUCAUCCUAGCCCUCCCAUCCCCUCACCUAAUUAUGCCUGAUAAGAGUUUCUCAUCAUCCUUGGACUUUGGUGGAUUCCUUAUCUAGCUCUUAUUUUGGAUUCCUUCUGAGCGCGAUUCCUUCCCUUUGAUGAAUUCAGUUUUGCACAGUACUACUCUGGUGUUUGACCAGGUCAUGGAUCUGACUUUAUUUUCCUUAUGGUGCAGAUCCAUCUUAGGAAAAAAAAAAAGUGCUCUCUCUCCUUAUACUUUUUGGGUAUAAUCACAUGUCAGCUGAUUAUACCCUUCUCAUCUUUAGAUAGUUGAAACCCUGAUCUUCUGUGUCUCAGAAGAGAAAUUAGAGUCCAAGGGUUCUCAACCUUGGUAACUUUAAGACUUGUGGACUUCAACUCCCAGAAUUGAAUUCUGGGAAUUGAAGUCCACAAGUCUUAAAAGUUGCCAAGGUUGAGAACCCCUGAAUUAGACCUUAUGGAGCAUGCAAUUAUAAGGUUGGUGGGACCUGCUGUGGCUUUUUAACUUGGGUUUAGCAAUCCAAGAUUUCUUCUUGACUUUUUCUGAAGAUACCUAAAACUUUCUAGUCAGGCUUUGAUGACCUAAACAAAAUAAUAGACCUAUGUAUGGUAACUUUUCUCUGUUUUGAAUUCCCCUGAUCAGACAAGGUGACUGUUCCAAUAUGUUCUUGGGAUUGGAUCAAAGUCCAUGCUUUAUAAGCUGGGAUGAGGAACAUGUGGCCCUCCAUAUGUUACUGAAUGACAGUUUCUAAGAACCCCAGCAAUCAUAGCCUAUGUUGAAGGAUACAGGAGUUGUGGUCCGGUACCAUCUGGAACAUGGAAUAGCCUCAGUGUUACGUCUGUGUUGCUGUCACCAGAGCCUGGAUUCCUGUAGCCCUCACACUAGCUUGCAUUUUAAAGUAAUGAUACGGAAAUAUUUUUGGCAGAUUCCUAAUGCUAUUAUUCCUUAAUUGCUCCAAUGCCUGUAUUCUGAUUUCCUGUUUUUUUUGUUUUGUUUUUUGCAAUUUACUAAUAACCAAUUUAAAAAAAAUAGAAUUGCAAGUUCUGUCCCAUGUUCUUUACGCUGAUUUCAUGAGAUGUUCCAUUUGAAAUGUCUCUUAAAUCUUUGAUGCUCUUUUCUAUCUCUUCUGCCAUUUAUCUAUUCUAGAAUGUCACAUGCUGGCCAUUUGGAGCAAGGACAGUUCCAAGUGCUGUUGAGCUGUUGAAUGUCAGUCAUGACUGUAGAUGUGUGUGUGCUAUCCCAUCAGAUGCUAAGAUCACAUUAUUGUUGUCUUAUCCUCUUUCUCUGUCUUCCCACCAUCUGCUUUGAAUAACUUAUUUUAGUCCUUCAUUAGUUUUAGCCUUCCCUGUGGAGUCUUCUUGAACCGCUGAAGGCUUUAGCUGUUCCAUCCAUAUGUGGUUUUUUUAAAAAUUCUUUUUGGCUUGACAGAGCUGCUUCUGAACUAUUUUUUGCUAAAAAAUAUUAAAAGGAAAUCUAGUUUUUUGGAAAAAUGUUGAGAGAUAAAUAAAGUAAUAAAUGAUUACAUGUGAAA